AUGCUUCGAAUUACGCUGAUCAUCUUUGUAUUACUGGGUGGAGUGGAUGCGUUUCAGAGUGGGACACCCUUACCGGCGCGAAUUGUCCAUCCCGGAGUCACUACGGGCCGAACGCUUCCGACUGGCGACCCGCACCCAGCGUUGACUUCCUCAACGGGCUUGGCUGCUAUUCGUCCGCCCAACAAGAAAGUCAUUACCGAGGAAGAAAAGGAAGCGUCCACGAGUAUUGGACGGCUGUUGUCUCCACUCAACCCCUACAUGUGGUUCGUCUACAUGUUCGUCUUUAUCUUUGCGGCCGAUUUCGUUCGCAACUAG
Messenger RNA from Phaeodactylum tricornutum CCAP 1055/1, 315 nucleotides. RefSeq lists its product with no specific name. The coding region runs from base 1 to 315 and encodes 104 amino acids. The transcript has a single exon. NCBI's taxonomy places the organism in Eukaryota, Bacillariophyta, Bacillariophyceae, Surirellales, Neidiaceae. The record is from RefSeq and is a predicted model, not a curated record.